This is a messenger RNA of Emiliania huxleyi CCMP1516, 2106 nucleotides long. RefSeq lists its product as hypothetical. The transcript is spliced from 7 exons. NCBI's taxonomy places the organism in Eukaryota, Haptophyta, Isochrysidales, Noelaerhabdaceae. Bases 1 to 2106 code for a protein of 701 amino acids. The record is from RefSeq and is a predicted model, not a curated record. Gene Ontology annotation, biological process: negative regulation of translation; mRNA catabolic process. Gene Ontology annotation, cellular component: CCR4-NOT complex. Gene Ontology annotation, molecular function: protein binding.
AUGCCCGACGACCCCUCCGAGGCUGCCGCCGCUGCGGCCGCCUACACGGAGGGCGACCACGCCACGGCGCACUCCCUGUUGCAGGGCAUCCUCAGUAGCCGGGACCAGGACCCAAAAGUGCUGCACAAUGUGGCCAUCACCGACUACGCGAUGGGCGGCUGCAAAGAGCCACGCAAGCUGCUCGCAGUGCUGGAGCGCCUUCGGGCGCGAGUAGAGGAGGCGCGCGAGAAGGCCGACGCGUCCGACUCGAUCGGCAGUGACCUGGUGGGGGACGCAGACCCGUCGCUGCUGGCGUACAACAGCGCGGUGGCGCGCGCCGUCCUCGACGACAUGUUUGCGCAGAUCGAGCCGGUGGACGAGUUCCUCGCCUUCCGCUCGUGCUUCCUGCUGCUCGACCUUCAGGCGCCGCUCUGCCUCGCGCACGGCGGACCGGCGCACCCCUCAACUCCCAAUAUCCCUCGCUCUGGCUCUCGGCCUCGCCCCUCUCUCUCGCAGCCCACCUCCCUGCGCCCCCCGCCCCCACCGCAGCUGCUGCAGCGGCAGCUGGAGAAGGCGGCCGAGGUGCUCGCCUACCUCGAGCGCUCCUACGCCAUGCUCACCAAGUCCGACGGAGGCCGCGAGAACGGCUCGGCCGAGUCGCGCGACUCCGCCGACGGCGCCUCGUCGCUGCCGAGCGACUGGCCCAACAAGCGCUCGGCGCGGCGGCCGCCGACAGACAUCUCGCCCGAGGAGGCCAACAACGAGUCGCUGCGCCAAAACUACCGCAAGGCGAUGAAGCUGCUCUCCAACUGCAACCAGCGGUCGGAGCGCGACCCAAACUUCGCCGCGCUCUACUACAACAACAUGGGCUGCAUCCACCACAGCAUGCGCCGGCACACCGCCGCAGCCUUCUACUUUGGGCGCGCGCUGCGCGAGAACGCGAGCCUCUGCGCGCCGGCCGCCAAUGGCGAGGCGGUGCCGCUGACGCACUUCUCGUGCGACCGGCGCAGCGAGCUCGAGUACAACCGCGGCCUGCAGCUGCUGCUCGCGGGCAAGGGGGAGGCCGCCUUCGCAUGCUUCCACGCGGCGCUCAAGCUGCUGCACCGCCAGCCGCGCGCCUGGCUACGCGCGGGGGAGGCGUGCAUCGCGGCGCACCUCGAGCGCGAGCAGGCGGUGCGCGCGGGCCGCGCCGGCUCGCGCCCGUCCGCGGUCGGGUGCGAGAUGCUCGGCGUGGGGGGGAGGCGGCGGCUGCUGCUGCCGGUCGGCGAGCGGCUCGCCGCCGCGGAGAUCGCCGACGAGUCUGAGGAGCCGCCGCCUCAGCCGACGACGGAGAGCGCAAUCGCGGCGCCCACGCUCGAGCACGGCGUCAAGUGCCUGCGCGCGGCGAUCACACAGUGCGACGAGGCGCUGCGCACGGCGGGCGGGCUAGCGCACGGCGCGCUGGUGGCGCGCGCGGCGCAGGGCACCCUCUCGCAGGCGGACGAGUACGCGCUGCAGGUGCACACGGUGCGACGCGUCGCGACGCUGCAGCUGGCGUGGUGCGCGCUCGUGCUCGCCGACCCGCUCGCCGCGCUCGGCUGGUGCGAGGCGCUGCUCGCGUGCGAGGGCCUCGCCCACAACCUCAAGGCGCACGCGCACACCUUCGCGUGCGACGCGCUCUGCCACCUCGACCGCUCCGCCGAGGCGGCGCCGCACGCGCGGGAGGCGCUCGCCCUCUCCGACGCGAUGGGCGGCGUCGUGGCCGCCUCCGAGGCGCCGCCCGCCGGAGAGGGCAACGAGCUGGAGCCGGUGCGCAACGUGUGGUAUGAGAGGGCGGCGCUGGGGGACGGCAAGGCGGCGGCCGGCCUCUACGCGACGCUCGCGUCGGUGCACGUGUUGCGCGAUGAUUUGGCGCAGGCGCGCGCGUGCGUCGCGCAGGCCAUGUCGCUCGGCGGCGCCGAGAGCCGCACGGCGCGUUCGUGCCGCGUCUCUCGCCCUGCCGUGGUCUGUGUCUGGCUCACGCGCCCUCUUCGUCGCGAGCAGGCGCAGCUCGCGCUCGUCUACCUCGACUUGCGGGACGGCAAGGUGGACACGGCGCGCGACGUCAUCCAGCGCCAGCGGCUGCCUCUCGCCGCCGCCGCGCAGUAG